UGGAUUAGUUCAAAUGUCUUUGCUAGCGUCAGCCUUACAAUUGAACCAAUCACCGACGAAGGGGCGUUGACUAAGGCUAUCGAACUUCGGCUUGACUACAGAAGAAGAAGAAGAAAAAUAAGAAAAUAAUGUCGUGUGCACGAACAUCCGACAAAAACCGUUACCGAAAACCAAAACCGUUACCGAAGACCAAAACCGUUACCGAAGACCAAAACCGUCACAAAAUGUCGUCAUAAUAUAUGCCGUACCGAACUGUUUUGGAUGCGAAGCAUGCCGUUAUUAGACGGGAGAGUGACACACACACAUAUAUAUAUAUAUAUAUAUAUAUAUAUUGUUGCCUGAACUGAGGGACCCGAAUUAGCUAUUGUGCUAAACCGAGUCGCUGCUAACUAGCUAGCUUGUUAUCGUGUGUUUUAGUCAGACAUUUAGCUAGCGUUAGCUAAGGUUUACAGAGUACCUACCACCUGAAUACCCUUUCUCAGGUUGCGAGCACGUCCUAGCUAGUUAGCCAUGUUGACUUGUAGCGAACAUUAACUACAUCGAUUUAAGUCAACAGUAACUAGCUAAAAUGCAGUCACACCGGCUACAAGUUAUCUGCUAACGCGUUAGCUAGCUAAGGUUUAUUUCGGUUCGGGCACAGUAGGCAGGGGUCUGUCCUGUUUGCCCUCCGAUUUGGGGUUUGCUUUCAUCUGUCAAACUGAGGAUUCACAAACCCGGUGGCUGUCGGAGGUGUGACGUCAUCGCCCGGUGCUCUUCAUCGAGGAGCCGGGAUCUGAUUGGUCCGUUUGGGUUGCGGCUGGCGGGCUGGCUCCUCCCCCUCCCGGCGGCAGCGUGCGUUCCCAGCUGCCUCCCUGCACCCCACGCUCGCCCGGCCUGCUCGCCCAUGCCCCCGCCACCCCCACCAGGCCCUCCAACGCCAUGUGCCUUCCCCACACCAUGGAAGCAGCAACGGGGAAGCACGGAGCGAGUCAGGCAGGGUUAGGCCUCGGGGGGCUGGGCCAGGGGGGGCGGCGGUGUGGAGGGGUACCACUAGAGCCCUUCGUACACCAGGUGGGAGGGCACACCAGUAUGAUGCGUUACGACGACCACACGGUGUGUAAACCCCUCAUCAGCCGGGAGCAACGCUUCUACGAGUCGCUGCCUCCGGAGAUGAAGGAGUUUACAGCAGAGUACAAAGGCAUGGUGUUGGUAUGUUUUGAGGGGGAUAUUGACGGAUACAUCAACUUGGUAGCGUACCCGUAUGUGGAGAGCGAGAUCCUGGACCACGAGGACCUCCCGGAGAGGGACCAACCCCGGAGGAAACACUCCCGGCGCAGCCUCCUCCGCUCCACCUCCGAGAUCAAGGAGGAGAGGCUACCACACGAGAGCGACAGCACUGAGAAUCUCCAGGAGCUGAAGAGUCCUCGUCUAGAGCUCCAGAUCUACAGUGAUAUUCCCUUCCAGAUGCUGGAUAACAACAGCGGCCUGGGCUCAGAGAAGAUCAGCCACAACCCCUGGAGCCUCCGCUGUCACAGGCAGCAGCUCAGCCGCAUGAGAUCAGAGUCCAAGGACAGGAAGCUCUACAAGUUUCUGCUCCUGGAGAACGUGGUUCACCUCUUCAGCUACCCGUGCAUCCUGGACCUGAAGAUGGGCACGCGGCAGCAUGGGGACGAUGCCUCGGAGGAGAAAGCAGCCAGGCAGAUGCAGAAGUGCGAGCAGAGCACCUCCGCCACCCUGGGGGUUCGUGUCUGUGGGAUGCAGGUGUACCAGAUGGAUACGGGCCACUAUCUGUGCAGGAACAAGUACUACGGCCGCAGCCUGUCCAUCGAGGGCUUCCGCCACGCCCUCCACCAAUACCUGCACAACGGGGCGUCGCUCAGGAAGGACCUGUUUGAGCCCAUGCUGUGUAAGUUACGCAGCCUGAAGGCCAUUCUGGAGAGACAGACCACCUACCGCUUCUACUCAUCCUCCCUGCUAAUCAUCUAUGAGGGGAAGGAGCCUGAGCUGGCCUACGUCUGGCAGAAAGCACCACAGGAGACCUGGCAGCAGAAAGCAGCAUCACCACCACAGGCCCCGGCAGAGCCCUUAGAAAACCAAAAAACACCAGCACCACAACCAGCAGCUGAGCUGCCCUCAGAGAAGGGGGUGGCAGUCAACCCAGGGCUAGGAAUCCAAGGUGUCCAAGGACCAGGGAUGGGAGUGGGGCUCCAAGGUGUCCAAGGACCGGGGUUAGGAGUGGGGCUCCAAGGUGUCCAAGGACCAGGGAUAGGAGUGUGGCUCCAAGGACCGGGGUUAGGAGUGGGGCUCCAAGGUGUCCAAGGACCGGGGAUAGGAGUGGGGCUCCAAGGUGUCCAAGGACCAGGGUCAGGAGUGGGGCUCCAAGGUGUCCAAGGACCGGGGAUAGGAGUGGGGCUCCAAGGUGUCCAAGGACCAGGGUCAGGAGUGGGGCUCCAAGGACCGGGGAUAGGAGUGGGGCUCCAAGGUGUCCAAGGACCAGGGAUAGGAGUGGGGCUCCAAGGUGUCCAAGGCCCGGGGAUAGGAGUGGGGCUCCAAGGUGUCCAAGGACCAGGCUUAGGAGUGGGGCUCCAAGGUGUCCAAGGACCGGGGUUAGGAGUGGGGCUCCAAGGUGUCCAAGGACCAGGGAUAGGAGUGGGGCUCCAAGGUGUCCAAGGACCGGGGUUAGGAGUGGGGCUCCAAGGUGGAGUCCACCAAGGUGUCCAAGGACCGGGCUUAGGAGUGGGGCUCCAAGGUGUCCAAGGAUCAGGGAUAGGAGUGGGGCUCCAAGGCGGAGUCCACCAAGGUGUCCAAGGACCGGGCUUAGGAGUGGGGCUCCAAGGCGGAGUCCACCAAGGUGUCCAAGGACCGGGCUUAGGAGUGGGGCUCCAAGGCGGAGUCCACCAAGGUGUCCAAGGACCGGGCUUAGGAGUGGGGCUCCAAGGUGUCCAAGGACCGGGCUUAGGAGUGGGGCUCCAAGGCGGAGUCCACCAAGGGGCCCAUGGACUGACAGAAGCCCCUCUCCAGCUGCCCCAGGCAAUACCACCUCCACCAGACCACCCCCCCACGCCCGUCCCAACCCCUCCACAGCCACAGCAGCUCCACCAGGAGCCUCUCCAGCCCCUUCCACCCCAGCCCUCAGACCCCCACACCCCCCCUCCACCACUACCACUCCCCUCCAGCCCGAGCAUCAGUGUGGACGUCCGCAUGAUAGACUUUGCCCACAGCACCUUCAAAGGUUUCCGCGACGACCAGACGGUGCACGACGGGCCGGAUCGGGGCUACGUGUUUGGAUUAGAGAGCCUCAUCAAGAUCCUAGAGGGCCUCCGAGAGGAGAACCUGUAGUAGCCGAACCUGGGACUGACGAAUUGGUCUUGUCUCAAAUGGAUGGUACCCCCUAUUCACUAUGUAGUACACUACUUUUGAACAGGGCCCAUAGGGUAUUAACACGUCUUCUUUCUCUUUAAUUAUUAUUAUUAUUAUUAUUUUUUUUUUUUAAAUAAAUCCCAGGGUGCAUCCAAAAAAGGGAAGCCUUACUCUUAUAAGGAUCUGGUCAAAAGUAGUGUACUAUGUAGGGAAUAGGGUGCCAUUUGGGAUGUACCGAUGAUGGUGGUUCAGGAGAAGACUUACUGACACAUCUUCAGAUGUCCUCCUCUCCCUCAGUGCUACUACCCGCUACCCUGUCCUCAAUGACUCUGUUUUGGAGCAAGAAAAGCACAUUAUCUGUAAUAAGAAACCUGAUGGAGCAGUGAUCUGUAAUAAGAAACCUGAUGGAGCAGUGAUCUGUAAUAAGAAACCUGAUGGAGCAGUGAUCUGUAAUGAGGAUCUGAUGGAGCAAUGAUCUGUAAUAAGAAGGACCCGAUGGAGCAAUGACCUGUAAUAAGAAGGACCCGAUGGAGCAAUGACCUGUAAUAAGAAGGACCCGAUGGAGCAAUGACCUGUAAUAAGAAGGACCCGAUGGAGCAAUGACCUGUAAUAAGAGGGAUCUGAUGGAGCAGUGAUCUGUAACGAGGACCUGAUGGAGCAGUGAUCUGUAAUGAGGACCUGGUGGAGCAGUGAUCUGUAAUAAGGACAUGAUGGAGCAAUGAUCUGUAAUGAGAAGGAUCUGAUGGAGCAAUGAUCUGUAAUAAGGACCUGGUGGAGCAAUGAUCUGUAAUAAUAAGGACCUGAUGGAGCAGUGAUCUGUAAUGAGGACCUGAUGGAGAAGUGAUCUGUAAUAAGGACCUGAUGGAGCAAUUAUCUGUAAUGAAGGAUCUGAUGAAGCAAUGAUCUGUAAUAAGGACCUGGUGGAGCAAUGAUCUGUAGUAAGGACCUGGUGGAGCAAUGAUCUGUAAUGAGGACCUGGUGGAGCAAUGAUCUGUAAUGAGAAGGAUCUGAUGGAGCAAUGAUCUGUAAUGAGAAGGAUCUGAUGGAGCAAUUAUCUGUAGUAAGGACCUGGUUGGAGCAGUGAUCUAAUGAGGAUAUGAUGGAGCAAGGAUCUGUAAUGAGAAAGACCUGAUGGCGCAGUGAUCUGUAACGAGGACCUCAUGGAGCAAUGAUCUGUAAUAAGAAGGAUCUGAUGGAGCAGCGAUCUGUAACGAGGACCUGAUGGAGCAGUGAUCUGUAGUAAGGAGGACCUGAUGGAGCAGUGAUCUGUAGUAAGAAGGACCUGAUGGAGCAGUGAUCUGUAGUAAGAAGGACCUGAUGGAGCAGUGAUCUGUAGUAAGAAGGACCUGAUGGAGCAGUGAUCUGUAGUAAGAAGGACCUGAUGGAGCAGUGAUCUGUAGUAAGGAGGACCUGAUGGAGCAGUGAUCUGUAGUAAGGAGGACCUGAUGGAGCAGUGAUCUGUAGUAAGGAGGACCUGAUGGAGCAGUGAUCUGUAGUAAGAAGGACCUGAUGGAGCAGUGAUCUGUAGUAAGAAGGACCUGAUGGAGCAGUGAUCUGUAGUAAGAAGGACCUGAUGGAGCAGUGAUCUGUAGUAAGGAGGACCUGAUGGAGCAGUGAUCUGUAGUAAGGAGGACCUGAUGGAGCAGUGAUCUGUAGUAAGGACCUGAUGGAGCAGUGAUCUGUAGUAAGGAGGACCUGAUGGAGUAGUGAUCUGUAGUAAGGAGGACCUGAUGGAGCAGUGAUCUGUAGUAAGGAGGACCUGAUGGAGCAGUGAUGGAAUGGAUGGAAGGCCGGGGUAUGUCUAUGCUACUGUCUGACAGUAAAGGUGAAAGGCCGUGACCUUAGACUGUAAAUGUCACUCCUUUCUGACUGUUGUGCUCCUAGAAUUAGAGACACAAACUUAAAGGGAGUGUCUACAGCCGUGUGUGUAUCCUAUCAAUCCUCCUGGACAGAAAUGGCUGCCAUUCCUCUGAGGGAAACAUAAAAAGGGCAAUGUCUGCCUUGUGGGUUUUGUCGCCACUGAGUGGCCAACUGAAGUAUUGCAUUGAAGAAAAGGCACAAGAUGGAUUUGGUUUUGAAAGUAGUGAAGCCACUGCUCAGGGCAAGUCCAGGUCCUGUUUCGGGCCCAAAUGGCAUCCUAUUCCAAUUUUCUCGUGCACUACUUUUGAUCUGGGCCCACAGGGAAACCCAUAGGGCUCUGGUCAAAAGUAGUGCACUACAAAGUGGAUGGGUGCCAUUUGGGACAUAGCCCCUGUCUCUGCUGUGGGACUGGUACAGAGACUGUCUCUGCUGUGGGACUGGUACAGAGACUGUCUCUGCUGUGGGACUGGUACAGAGACUGUCUCUGCUGUGGGACUGGUACAGAGACUGUCUCUGCUGUGGGACUGGUACAGAGACUGAAGUGUGUAUACGUCAAUAUGUGUUAAGGGACAGUGGGGGGAAGUCUCCAUACAGCCGUAGUCCCUAGUCUCCAUACAGCCGUAGUCCCUAGUCUCCAUACAGCCGUAGUCCCUAGUCUCCAUACAGCCGUAGUCCCUAGUCUCCAUACAGCCGUAGUCCCUAGUCUCCAUACAGCCGUAGUCCCUAGUCUCCAUACAGCCGUAGUCCCUAGUCUCCAUACAGCCGUAGUCCCUAGUCUCCAUACAGCCGUAGUCCCUAGUCUCCAUACAGCCGUAGUCCCUAGUCUCCAUACAGCCGUAGUCCCUAGUCUCCAUACAGCCGUAGUCCCUAGUCUCCAUACAGCUGUAGUCCCUAGUCUCCAUACAACUGUAGUCCCUAGUCUUCAUACAGCUGUAGUCCCUAGUCUCCAUACAACUGUAGUCCCUAGUCUCCAUACAACUGUAGUCCCUAGUCUCCAUACAGCUGUAGUCCCUAGUCUCCAUACAGCUGUAGUCCCUAGUCUCCAUACAGCUGUAGUCCCUAGUCUCCAUACAGCUGUAGUCCCUAGUCUCCAUACAUCUGUAGUCCUAUCAGAGGUUUCAUAGAUGAGCAACUUUGCUUACAGGCUGAUGUUUGUCAUGAAAAGCAAGGGUUAAUACAUUAUUUUCCCUCCUUGAUAAAGAGGUUGAAAAAUAAAUAAAAACCCAGAGUACCUCUGAAAUUGGCACCCUAAUUCCCUAAUGAAGUGCACUACUUUUAAGGCUCCAGAGUCCUAUGGGUUAUGUAUCCCUGGUCAAAGCCAGUGCAUUACAUAGGGACUAGGCCCCAGCCUUCAGGCUUCAAUUGAAAUACAGCACAGCUCUGUGUCUCCCCAAAUGGUUAUCUAAUUUAUUAACAGGUCACAGUUUUAUUAUUGUUGCUUUCUAUGGUUAGUAUCUUGCUUAUUCUGUUCUAAAUAGAGCCACCGACCGUUUCAUUUAAAGGUAUCCAACUCAUUUUCGAACGUUGCCAUGGGCACAGCCAAACAACAGAAGUGAUUCAUUCGACUUCCACUUUAUUUCCCUACUGCUGUGCGCCAGUGGCAAACUUGCCAGAGUUAUUUAUUUGAGUCAAAGACAAUAAAAGUCAGAUAAACAAGUGUAAUGUUAUAUUAUUGAAUUUGAGUUUGCUAACGUUAGCUAGACCUACCGGUAGGCUAGUUCUGUUGUGAUAAUAACGUUAGCUAGACCUACCGGUAGACAAGUUCUGUUGUGAUAAUAACGUUAGCUAGACCUACCGGUAGGCUAGUUCUAUUGUGAUAAUAACGUUGACUUUACCUACCGGUAGGCUAGUUCGGUUGUGAUAAUGACGUUAGCUUGACCUACCGGUAGCAUGGUUCUGUUGUGAUAAUAACGUUAGCUCGAUCUACCGGUAGGCUAGUUCUGUUGUGAUAAUAACGUUAGCUAGACCUACCGGUAGGCUAGUUCUGUUGUGAUAAUAACGUUAGCUAGACCUACCGGUAGGCGAGUUCUGUUGUGAUAAUAACGUUAGUUUGACCUACCGGUAGCAUGGUUCUGUUGUGAUAAUAACGUUAGCUCGAUCUACCGGUAGGCUAGUUCUGUUGUGAUAAUAACGUUAGCUAGACCUACCGGUAGGCUAGUUCUGUUGUGAUAAUGACGUUAGCUAGACCUACCGGUAGGCUAGUUCUGUUGUGAUAAUAACGUUAGCUCGAUCUACCGGUAGGCUAGUUCUGUUGUGAUAAUGACGUUAGCUUGACCUACCGGUAGCUAGUUCUGUUGUGAUAACGUGAGCUUGACCUGCCGGUAGGCUAGUUCUGUUGUUAUAAUAACGUUAGCUAGACCUACCGGUAGGCUAGUUCUGUUGUGAUAAUAACGCUAGCUGGGCCUACUGGUAGGCUAGUUCUAUUGUGGCAGAGUUAAGGCCCGGGCCAUCCACCAAGCCAAUAACUAUAAUGAUAAACUAUAGGCUACAUAACUAUAAAACGUUGGUGAGCAUCCACGCUAGAGGGAAGUUUGUUUUAUCGUUUUACAAUCCUACACCUGUCAAUCAACUGAUCGACGUAUCCUACUGCAAGCCGCUAUUAAUAAAGUGGUGACACAAGACCAUUCAGUGCUUUCAGGGUGUGUUUGUCAUAGUGGGAACCGCAUAUAGUAGACGACUUCAAUGUACAUGUCCGCCUAAUGGGAAAAAACUAUGUAGUAACUCGUAUUUAAAUGUAGCAUUUCAACAACAAACGCUGUUUAGCCUGCACAUCUUUUACAGCAUGUCAUUACCUCAUUGCUCAAGUGGUUUCCAUUUCACUGUUCUCAUCUCUGUUUGUCCUGUGCAAGUAUUUGCAAUGCAUCAGGACAUGAAAAUUAUCACGUGGCCAAAACUGAUCCCAUCAAUGCCACGAUCUCUCUUCAACUUUCCUCACCAUCAUUUUACAUGCUCUAGGCCUGUUUUUACAUUCAGCAAUUAGCAAGAUCAAGACUAUUUCCUUCCCCAAAUAGAAUAAAAACAGAUUUAAAUAAAUGUCCUGUCGCUUUUGUAGCCUAUAGCUUUUCCUGGCAUUUCACGAAAAGAGACAAUGGCGUAUUGCGGAGAGGCUUGCGUAGCCUAUAGCCUGUUGCGCACAGGUACUUCUGGAAGAGAGAGGCUAGUGAAUUGUAGUUGAAGGAAGAAGCAACAUGUUAGCUAGAUAUUAACCUGCCAAAGUGCAAAGAAAAAUAACUUAACAGAUGAUGAAACGGUAGAUGCAUCGGUUCGUUCCUCCAGGCUGUGCUCUUGUAACAGAUGUGAAAUGGCUAGCUAGUUAGCGGUGGUGCGCGCUACUCUGUGGUCCCCGACUCGUAAAGGACAAUAACAUUAUUCUACCCUGGGCUACAACAACAACAGUGCAAUGAGGAAUCUAUUAUUGUUAUCUAGUGAGUACACCAUUUUUAUUUUUUUGUCCAUAGGCUGUAGUGAUGUAGGCUUGUUUGAAUAACCGCUCACGCUUCCUGCCGAAAUAACAGCCUAGGUCAUUUUUACGUAACCGUCCGGGUCUAUUCUUCACAUUUGAGAAGGUCCAGAAAGGUUACAUUAACAGGCCACUCGUAUGGUGUUAGACCUAUUUUGUCAGGAUGAAACCCUGUGUUGAGAUUCUACUAUAGGAAAGUAUCCACGUUUUCACUACACUCCGCUCGUUAAUGCUGUUUUACAUUCAGCAAGCAAGGGUGCAAUCUCUCCUCCAGUAGGCUAUCAGUACGCUAAAGGAAAUACGUGAGCAACAAGCUUUUGUUGUCAGGCUUUUACCCGGGACUCCGAAUGAUUUUUAGAGGAAUCGCCGUGGCAGCGGAGAGGACAGGCGCGUCGUUGCGCCACACAACAAUGAAGACCGACAAGGCUCCAGAUGUAGCCUGGACCCUACAUUAGAAGCGUAUACAUAUUAGCCAAUAAUUCAUAAGCUCAGUGUAAGGCUUAAUACUGCAGUGAAUAGCCAGUUUCAAGUGAGUGGGGAAAACUAGUUUUGGCUGUGAACCUGCACUGAAUAGCCUAUGUCAUUUUGAAUAACAAUUCAAAAGCCUGCCGUUUUUUUAAAUUUUAUUUUAUGCAUAUUGAUUUGGAAAUAAACUCAUCUAGCCUGUCUGAUUAGGAAACCAUUUGGGGAUUUGUUCUCGGCAGUUUAGUCUGAAAGGUCCAGGCACAUUAGCAGAACAGUAAAAGGUUGUAUCAGCUAUCAGGAACAUGGUAUUGCAGGGAUAUUUGUAUAUUGUUUUUUUAUUAUGAUAAUGUUGAAGAAGUUGUAUCCAUAGUUUCGUCAUUUGGCUUCCGUGUUUAAAAAGCGUUUGAAAAUGAGGUGGAUAUAAUAUUAUUAUUGUUUAUUUUUUCCUCCCUAUACCAGAGUCUGGUAGUUAGGCCCGUCCCAGUCCAGGUAUACCAUUGGGACACUGUAUAAAACAUAUCCUUUAGUCCAGACACAUUGAUGCCCCUCUCUGUUUUACAAACUAAGCCUUUCUCUCAUUUUAGGAUCUUUUUUAAUGUGCGCUGUAGAAGGUGUAUUGAAAGCCUGAUUCUUUCUUAUUUUUUAUAGUACUCGUUUUCUUUUGGGGGGCGGUUAAGUCACGUCAAGGGGCAGACUAGAGACCUGGCUUCAAAUAGGUUUCAAAUCAUUUCAAAUACUUUUUAGCAGGGUUUUAAUUGAAAAAUAAAUAAAAACCCAGUGUAUGUCUGAAAUUGCACCCUAUUGCCUGGCAAAAUGUAACCAAUAGAAUAGUCUCAAAACUGCAAAUCCCGCCUAUGGCCUGGCCCUCCAGGCAAGCAGGCUAAAGAAAAAGCAUUUGAACCCAGGUCUGCUACUCUCUCACCACCGAUACACAGUGAACCCUUGUCCUCCAUCUUAGCACAUGUAGCAGAAUGAUAGUAGAGACUCCUCCUUCACCACUCUCACCCUCUUCUUCUCCUGUGUCCUCCUCCCUCUGUUCCCCAGCCCACUCACCAUAGUCUGUUAGUCUAGUGUCACCCAGUUGGUUAGGAUGUCUCUCUCUCUCUGUGUGUAGAUUGGUUGAACAAUGGUGCACUGUAGCUUUAAGUCACUUUGAUACAUUUUUUUUAUGUGGAUUCUUUUUUCUUCUUCUCUGCCCUGGCACGGUUGCAGGUCUUGUCUUAGUUUAAUAUCUUUGACAGGGUUUCAAAAUUCCCAGGUUUUCCACAUCCCAGUUAGAAGAAUCCCAGACUCAGAGGAUGAAAUAGGCUGGUUCCUGCUUAUCAGGACUUCUGGGGAUAUGUGGAAAGUUACCAGGAACACUUUGCUACUCUACUCUGACUACAAAGCACUAGGAUGCUAUAAUAUUGUAUCUUUACGUAUAACUAAUAUUAUCUACUGCUACACAAGUACAUGAACUGACUUGGAUGUGGCCAGAACUGUAAAAAACUCAAUUUCAACACAUGCAAUCCAAUGUUGAAAAACAGACACUGUAGAAUUACAGGUUUUCUAUUGGUUUAGAGUUCUAUCUAUCUACUACAUGCAUGCUGAUUCUAUUCUGAUUCUAGAACCAAUUCUAUGUGUGUUUCUAUUGGGCAUUAUGGAGAAAAUGUAGUCUCCCGCAAAAGUCACACUUCUCGUCACAACUGUUAAAAAUUGUUGUUUUCUUACCCCCAGAGUUCCAAAUUCAUUCUUAUUUAUUCAAGACCUUUUCUUUAAACUAAUUUAUAUGGAAAAAUAUGAUAAUGGAAUUUCCACCUGUGGGGAAGGGUGGCCUCUUUAUCAGUCUACUUGGCAGGGCUUUGUAAUGUGUUAUUGUCCAAAAAUACAUUUUUCAGGUUGAUUAACCCAGAAAAAAAAAAUGCUUUGGAGGGACAAUGUAGUUUUUAGAUGGAAGGGGAAAAAAACUAUUUCAAGAUGCCAAAAUAAAUAUAUUUUCAAAGCAGCUUACUAUCUUCCAAAAAACGGGAAAUAGUUUGUUUGUUUGAACCUUUUUUAAAAAGUGGGCAUUUGUGUUAAAUUAAUAAGUCUACAUCGCAGCGAUACAAACCACGAAACGUGUGCUGUGUCAGACAAAGUAUCCAAUCGAAAUGGCACCCUAUUCCCGCUAUAUAGUAGUGCACUACUUUUUCGGGUUAAAAGUAUGGCACUAUGAAGGGAAUAGGGUGCCAUUUUGAACUCACCCAAAGAUAAUAAAGGAAUAAUAAUGUCAAAGUAAUAAGUAGUCAAAGUAAUACAAGAGGGAAAGAAGAAUCCAAUCCAGAGUCUAUACAAAGGGAUCUGGGAAGGAGAAGUGUCCUCCUCUGUGGUGGAUGUUAUUUGUCUUUACAUAGAUCUGAAAAAUUACUUGUAGAAGAAAAAAUAUAUAUAUAUAUUACCCCCAAAGGUAUCUUUUUCCUUUUGUUGUUGUUGCAUGGAUGGAUAUUUUUUUACGAAUUAUAAUAUGACAUCUUUAUGACAACUUUGAAUGUGAGCUAUAAAACCAUUUAUUUAAGAAAUAAAUGUUUCUGUGUUGUC
Messenger RNA from Oncorhynchus nerka (sockeye salmon), 11680 nucleotides. Its product is annotated as inositol hexakisphosphate kinase 1-like. Gene Ontology annotation, molecular function: inositol hexakisphosphate kinase activity. The transcript is spliced from 6 exons. Gene Ontology annotation, cellular component: cytoplasm; nucleus. Bases 919 to 3318 code for a protein of 799 amino acids. Lineage: Eukaryota; Metazoa; Chordata; Actinopteri; Salmoniformes; Salmonidae. Gene Ontology annotation, biological process: phosphatidylinositol phosphate biosynthetic process; inositol phosphate biosynthetic process. The record is from RefSeq and is a predicted model, not a curated record.